Vitis vinifera (wine grape) is the source of this 497-nucleotide messenger RNA. RefSeq lists its product as uncharacterized. The record is from RefSeq and is a predicted model, not a curated record. Bases 57 to 497 code for a protein of 146 amino acids. The transcript is spliced from 5 exons. NCBI's taxonomy places the organism in Eukaryota, Viridiplantae, Streptophyta, Magnoliopsida, Vitales, Vitaceae.
UUGAAGAGUUUAAGAAGAAACAACAAAGUGGGGUUUGCGGUUGCUUAUUGUUUUUAAUGUUAUUCUACCACGAGCAUAUAUCGUUUGAAGAGAAAUUUCUACCGCUAUAUACUCGACCUUCUCCUCGGAUUACUGCUUGGGGAGAUGAUGAAGUAUUGGACAGGAAACGAAGAUUGAAAAAACUUGGUGGAUAUGCAAAUGAGAAUCUCAAAAUAUGGGUGAUAGAAAAUGAGAUAAGGGAUUGUGUUGAUGGAAAUGCAACGACAAUGGCGAGUGAGAAUGAGGACAAUGAGAAAUUUGUAAUCAAUCUAAACAAAGAUGUUAUUAAACGAGUUGAUGGUGGGAACUUAAUGGAGAUGGAUAAAACCUUUCAACAAUUAAAGACACAUCUAAUUGAUAUGGCUUAUGGUGCAAGUAGUAGUAGUUGUGAUCAAAUUUUGGCUAAAUUUGAGGAGAAUUAUACUAUAGUGAAAGUUAUGCACCGAGGACUUGAAUGA